Molecule: messenger RNA, 7060 nt
Organism: Osmia bicornis bicornis
Lineage: Eukaryota; Metazoa; Arthropoda; Insecta; Hymenoptera; Megachilidae
Gene: InR-2
Product: insulin-like receptor
Exons: 12
Coding region: 2066-7054 (1662 amino acids)
Biological process (GO): protein phosphorylation; positive regulation of phosphatidylinositol 3-kinase/protein kinase B signal transduction; multicellular organism development
Cellular component (GO): membrane; insulin receptor complex; axon
Molecular function (GO): insulin receptor activity; insulin receptor substrate binding; ATP binding
Source: RefSeq, a predicted model, not a curated record
UUCUCAUCCCUUGCCUUCAAUCUUGGAAAAAUUUUAGGAGAACUAGGAAAAUUAGGGAAAGCCUCGUCUACUUAGAACCUCCUGCCCCCCGCAGGUAGAUAAAAGAACAAAUAAGAUGAGUGGCGGGACACUUGUUCCCUUUUCCUUAACUAAGGAUAGCCUAAGCUCUACACGAUUAUCAUAUAUGUCGAAUUAAAUUUUCGCGGUAAUCAUCGCUUCUCGUACGAUAAAUGAUUCAGCUGAGAAAUUGACUUAACCGAUUCGAGCCCGAGCUUGAUGAUAUUCGCUGACAGAUGUCGCGACGUGACUGCAGUAUGAUCCUCGGAAUUUUCCAACAGAGAACGUGGAUCAACGUGAGUAGCCGCUAGAGUACGAUGACCUGCUCGAUUUACGCGUUACGUGGCGAAUCGUGGUUGCGUCGUAAGGAACGUAAGGCAAGAUCCGUUGAAUUCUGUUUAGCCGUUAUUUCUAGAAGAACGAUAUACCGCGAUUAUCGUAUGGGGCCUACAAUAACGAUAGACACGAGGCAAGGUUCGCGAUAUAGGUAGGGGGAAAGAACGAGGAGCGAGUGAGCGAGCGAAUAUCGCGACAGACAAAGAAGGGAAGAGAAACGAGAGCAGGAGAAAGAGAAAGAGAAAGAGAAAGAAGAAGAAAAAGAGCGAUCGCGUAUGUGAAAAAGAAAGGGGAAGAGAGAGAGAGAGAGAGAGAGAGACAGAGAGCGAUAAAGGGAAAGAAGCAGAGGAACGAAGGCGCCUUGGUGGACCACGAGGCAACAACGACAAACGGCGCACACAUCGGCUCGUGCGAACAUGGCCCGGAAGGUGCGCGCGAGGCUACUGCGCAGAGUCUUGUUUUGCUCGGCUGGACGAGGGGAAUACGGAGGCAGACGCGCGUUCACGGGGCAUGGCGUGGUGCGCGUUCUAGUAAACAACUUGUGUGCGACUCGUGCGGGGAAUCUCUCGCGCGGUUAACGAAGUUUCAUCGUGGUUCUAGAAUCGUGUUGUUUUCUGGUGCGCGUAUGUGUGUACGUGUGUAGUGGUCGCCCUACUCGUGCUUACAUAGAGAACAAGUGUGUUUCGCGCGGUGCUGACCGAUAUUCCCAGUGUCAUCGAUCGACCCUUGAUCGUCCUCCAGUCUCUCGACGUUUCGCCGGAGGAGCAUCCGGCAGUUCUUCCACCGUAGUGUCGACACGGAUGACCGAUGAUCCAUGUAGAACAGGAAGAACCGGCGCACGAAGAAACUCGAUCCACCUUGCCGUUCGUCACAUCCAGCGAAUCGAUUCGUCUCGUAAAUGUCCGUGAAACUGAAGGAAAAAAAGAAAACGGUGAAAAAGGACACUGGUGCGAACACGGAAGGACUACAAUGUUGUGGAUUAUUAAGUGAAGUAUCGUGAGAUCGGUAGGAAAAAGAAGAGAUAACGCGGCCCGUUAUCGCGUAGCCGUGGCAUGACCGCGACGAGAAGAAGAAGACGAAGAAGAGGAAGAAAUCCCACGGUUCGUACGGUGGUGAUAUCAAGGAACAUUAAAAGCGAGUUGAUCGAUCUUCGUUGAACUCGAAUCGGGGAUCACGAAGAGAAAGUGCGAGCGAAGUGGAUCGCUCGAUGGAGUCGUUCGAGCCACCGAUCGAUCAACAUCGGUUUCGCAACUCGAACGGCUGAUAUUCGGAUUAUACUCGAACGACUCGAAGAGAUGACUAUUCUCGGACAGUUCUCGAGUAUUCCUCGAAAGAAAAUUCAAUCUCGUUUUUUGCAAAGUGAAAAAAGUAGAAGUGAGAAGAAACCUCGAAUAGGAUGAACGAGAAAGCCUGAGUAGAUCUUGUAAACGAUCCUGAUCAUCCCGGCAAGAGUUGCCAGUUGCUAGGGCGCAUCUUCCCGACAAAAGGCAUUGUCCGUUUCGCAGAGAAAGGAAAACGGAAGACUGGAGUCCGAGGAAAAUGAACGAGAAGGUCGAAAGAGUCUGAGUAAAUAUCUUGGCCAUUGAUCCAUCGGGUGUAGAUCGUCAAAGGGUGAUCCUGGACGAGCAGCGGAUUUCUAGGUUCGCCAAAGGGUUGCGUUUCUCCCGGAAGGAUGAAGUCAACGUGGUGCAUGCGCAGGCUCGGUAACGCGGCGUCCGAAGACGAGUUGGCUGAUACAACAACAGCAGUCGUCAAGUUUUGCACGACGACCGCUGCUUGUUGCACGAAUGUCAACCUCGUCGGCUGUCACUGCCGCUGUCUGAACGCUGAUGAUCACCCGUCCCUCCCUGCAGACUCGUCCGCUCGUUCUGCGCGGGCCAGUUGCGAAAUCUGCGAGCGUCUCCGGGAUCCCGAGGAACUCGAUGCGACGGAUACGCGCGCGAUGACUUCCUUCAGGACGUCGCACCGCAGCAUCGCUCGUCGCAGCCUGCGCUCCUCGUCGAACAGCUGCGCGUCAAGCGUCGUACGAUGGGGUUGGUUUAGCAGACAGACCUUGAUCUGGCUUACCCUGUUCCUAAUGGUACUCGUGUUCCCUGCUCUCACCGAUUCACAAAAAGGAUCCACUAACAGUUUCGCCAAAGAAGAGGGAGUGUGCCAAAGUAUCGACAUUAGGAACAGGAUAAGUAAUUUUCAAAGACUGAAGGGGUGCCGCUUAGUCGAAGGAUUUGUACAAAUUUUGCUAAUUGAAGAGGUUACGGGGCUCGCCAACAUUUCAUUCCCGGAACUGAAGGAAAUUACCGGAUACUUACUCUUGUACAGGGUGAUGGGGUUAUCUAGCAUCGGUCAACUGUUCCCUAACCUGACCGUGAUUCGUGGCCAUUCAUUGUUCAUCAACUAUGCCCUUGUCGCGUUCGAGAUGAUGCAUCUUAAAGAGAUCGGCCUCCACAGUCUGACCACGGUCGUGCGGGGUUCCGUUCGAUUCGAAAAGAAUCCUGUGCUUUGUUACGUGGACACGAUCGACUGGGACUUGAUAACUAUAGCUGGCAAAGGAGAGAACAUCAUCUCGGGAAACAAUCGUAAGAAUGGAUGCCCGGUGUGCGAGAAACACUGUCCGCAAAGGACGACCAAACAGGAUGAGUACCUGUGCUGGAAUCAAGAACACUGCCAACGAAUAUGCGACCGAACGUGCGAGAACAACGCUUGCGACGAGACAGGAAAAUGUUGUCACCCGACGUGUCUGGGUACGUGUACGGGACCAACGAAUCGCGAUUGCGCCGUCUGCAAGUACGUGGUUAGCCUCGACAAUGAAUGCAGGGAACACUGUCCGAACGACACCUACGAGUUCAUGGAUCAUCGGUGCAUCGACGAGGACAGGUGUAGACGGAUGGGGAAACCUCGCGAGGCGAUGUUAAACGUGAAGAAACAUCCGUACAAACCGUUCAACGGCAGCUGCGUGAUGGAGUGCCCCCCAGGCUACAUGGAGGACGAGGAGGUGAACGGCAAGGGUACGUGCAAAAAGUGCGAGGGUCCCUGUCAAAAAGAUUGCGCCGGUGCUAACGUGGACAGCAUCGCCUCGGCCCAAAAGCUACGCGGUUGUACGCAUAUAACUGGUAGCCUGGAGAUCCAGAUACGGGGCGGUAAGAACAUCGUCAAGGAACUGGAGGAUGGUCUGAGCACCAUAGAGGAGAUCGACGGAUAUCUGAAGAUCGUACGAAGCUUCCCGCUAAUAUCUCUGAACUUCCUAAAGAACCUACGCGUGAUACGAGGCAACGACAUCGACAACUCCAAGUACACUCUGCAAGUAAUGGACAACCAGAAUCUUCAGGAACUGUGGGACUGGAGCUGGCACAAGGACAUACAGAUAUUGUCGAAAAAUGGCCCUGGCAAGAUCUUCUUCCACUUGAAUCCAAAACUGUGUCUGUACAAGAUCGAGAUACUCCGCGAAAAAGCGGGUCUGCCCCCGUUCUCGGACUACGAGGUGGUGCCGAACAGCAACGGCGACAAGGUGGCCUGUAACGUCACCGAACUGAAGACCAGGGUGGGCACAAAGUCACCGUGGGGCGCGGUGAUCGAAUGGGAACCUUUCAUCCAUCACGACGCGAGAUCUUUGCUGGGCUACGUGGUGUACUUUAUCGAAGCACCGAAUCAAAACGUGACGAUGUACGACGGAAGGGACGCGUGCGGCGGCGACGGAUGGAAGGUGGACGACGUGGCUGCAAGCACGAACGCUAACCUGACGGAUGCAUCUAAGAUCCCUGGCCGGCAGGAGAAGAACGUAUACACGCACUACUUGUCCCAACUGAAGCCCUAUACCCAGUACGCUUAUUACGUGAAGACUUACACGAUUGCCACGGAGAGGUCCGGAGCGCAGAGCAAAUUAAUGUACUUUAGGACGAUGCCGGAAGCUCCUAGUUCUCCCAGGUCACUUUUCACUUGGAGUAAUUCGAGCAGCGAGCUUCACAUGUCCUGGUUACCGCCACUUCACAAAAACGGAAAUUUGACCCACUAUCGGAUCUUUGGUAGAUGGGAGCCCGACGAUCCCAACUUCAUCGACCAAAGGAACUACUGCGAGGAACCCAUACUGCUGCCGGACAAGAAAGCGAUCACACUGGCGGAGGAAGAGAGGAAACGGAUGGAGGAGGAGAAGGAGCAGAGCAUCACGCCGGAAACUGAGACCUGCGAGUGCCCGGACCGAGAAACCGAUCAGACUAUUCGAGAAAAGGAAGCUUCCAGCGCAAUCGCUUUCGAGGAUGCGCUUCACAAUCAGGUCUACGUGAAACGAAAGACCAGCAUAAGAAGAAAACGCGAUCUCGACGAAUUUUCUUUCCUUCCUUCGUCUAGGAAACCGAAAUCGGUGGAUCAGCCUGUCGUGGACAAAUUGGAGAACGGCACGUAUGUGGUGUUCGAGCGUCUGGUAACCAGUACGAAUCUCUCGUUCGUGAUGAGAAAUUUGCGCCACUUCGCCGCCUACAACAUCGAGGUGCAGGCGUGCAGAGCUCAAGAAAUGAACGACACGUUCAAGAAGUGCUCUACGAAGAGCAUGCGGACCUACCGCACGUUGCCGAUGAAGGCCGCUGAUAAUAUUCCCCCGAAUACGUUCAAGAUGAGCAUAUCCGGCGAGAACAACAGUCUCACGAUGGUCACGCUUCAGUGGGACGAACCACCGCAGCCGAACGGUCUGAUCAUCACCUAUCAAAUCGAAUACAAAAGAGUCGACAUUCAAAACUACAAACCAACGGUAGUCUGCAUCACUAGACGGGACUUCACGAAAGCUGGUAACUUGUACGUCCUGAAGGAACUGCCAUCCGGUAAUUACUCCGUCAAGGUUCGAGCUACCAGUCUGGCGGGCUACGGUGACUACACCCAGGUCAAGUACUUUUACAUCGACGAACGAAACGCCCUGGGCAUCUUCUGGAUUAUAUUCUGGUUGCUGCUCUGCGCGAUCCUCAUGGUUCUCAGCUUUGCUACGUUCUACGUGUACAAACGCAAGUACAUGAGGAACGUGCCGAACGUAACUCUGAUAGCCACGGUGAAUCCCGAGUACGUGAGCACCCCGUACGUGUUGGACGAGUGGGAGGUGCCUAGAGAAAAGAUCGAGCUGCUCAGGUCACUGGGCAACGGUUCGUUCGGUAUGGUGUACGAGGGAAUAGCCAGGGACAUCGUGAAGGGCAACCCGGAAGUACGGUGCGCCGUGAAGACGGUGAACAAGGACGCUACCGAUCGAGAACGCAGCGAGUUCCUCAACGAGGCCUCGGUGAUGAAGGGUUUCGACGCUCACCACGUGGUCAAGUUGCUGGGUGUGGUUACUCGUGGUCAACCAACUUUGGUCAUCAUGGAACUGAUGGUUAACGGUGAUUUAAAGACGUACUUGAGACGCCACAGACCAGGCGCCUGCGAGGAAACGAAUGUACCACCGAGAUUGGACCGAAUACUCCAGAUGGCGAUCGAGAUCGCCGACGGCAUGGCCUACCUUUCCACCAAGAAGUUCGUGCACAGAGACUUGGCUGCGCGUAAUUGCAUGGUAGCCGAGGAUCUGACCGUAAAGGUGGGCGAUUUCGGAAUGACCAGGGACAUUUAUGAGAGAGAUUACUAUCGAAAGGGAAGCAAAGGUCUUUUACCGGUCAGAUGGAUGGCGCCGGAGAGCUUGAAGGAUGGCGUGUUCAGUAGCUAUUCCGAUGUUUGGAGCUAUGGGGUCGUGUUGUGGGAGAUGGUGACUUUCGCGUCGCAGCCUUAUCAGGGUUUAUCGAACGAUCAGGUUCUGCGGUACGUGAUCGAGGGCGGAGUCAUGAAACGGCCAGAGAAUUGCCCCGAAUUGUUAUACGAACUGAUGAAGAGGACUUGGAGGCACAAGGCGACCAAACGACCCACCUUCAUGGACAUAGCGACCACCUUGCUGCAACACAUCGACUCGGAUACCUUCAAGUUGAUCAGUUUUUACCAUAGCACGGAGGGAAUCGACGCUAGGAAUCAGACCAGAUCGACGUCGCCUCAAAUCGAUCAACACCUGGAGUUGGCCACUUUGCAAGACCUGCAGGAAGAGGAGGCAGAGGGCGAGGAGGACUCUCCAUUGAGGCAGGAUUUCGACGACUUUGCGAGUUUCGAGCCCGGCAGUAUUAAGAACAGUUUCAGUCCUCACUACAGAGUGGACUCUUACGGUGAAAACUCGAAAGCGACCGCCAAUUGCCACGAUCUAAACUCCUCGAACGUGCCACUGAAGGCUGGCUUCGAUGAUUUCGACGGUGUCUCCGCGGAUUCUGCCAUCUCUGGAAAAGAUGCGUUGAACCUGCCCUUCGUCGAGGACAGCCUCAAGUCCGUAAAGACUUCGCCGUUCAUAAACGCGAAGAGUGGGUCGCGUAGCAACCUCAGUCAAUUGUCGACGAGCAAUAGAUCGGGCAGCCCGAGGAGCACGGGCAAACGAAGCUUCCUAAGUAGUCCAAAUUCGUCCAAGUUGACGAAUCCACCGGAUUACGAGAACGGUAGCCCGGAAAUCCUGUCUGCCGUCGAGAAGAAGGAGACUGUACCGUUACGGGUCGAUUUCCCAUCCAUGGACGCGAUGGAUAUCGACAACGGGAUCGAGAAGAAGGAGACGAUCUCGACGGUCGAAUACGUGAACAAACCAGAGACGUUGAACAACGGUUACAUCGGCGGUGCAACCACGUAGUCUUAA